AUGCCCGCUCUCAUUCGCUCCGAAGCCUCCACCAGCCCAUGCAACGAGUUCCGGUCCUUCAGGCUGAGCUUCGAAGCUAAGGAGAAUGCGCGCAAGUACGGCAAGGACUCCGGCCUCUUUAUUCAGUGGUUCUGCGCCUUAGUCCAGCCCUGCGCCGAGUGGCUCCUGCACCCGCGAAACUUCAAGUUCAGCGACAACGAAGUGCGCGAGGUGCUGGUCUUCUCCCAAGAGUGGCUCGCCCUCCUCGACUUUAGCAAGGAGUUUGCAUUGAGAACCGAGGAGCAGCGGGAAGUGUUGUAUGGGUACAAGUGCGACAUUCCAGCGGCGCUUGGCGGGUACUGGGGAGCUUUCCAUGCCGCGUGGGAACUGUGCCCAGAGCGUCGUGUCAAGGACUCGCCGUACAACUUUUCGAAGCUCGACAUCCGGGCGCUCGGCUACGUGCGGAAGUGGUUCAACGACGCGGGAUUGCCGCUGAGCGACAUGUGCCAGAUGUUCGAGGAUUUGCCGUCGGAGGUCAUACAAGAGCGGUACCAGUAUCUCUUCGACACCAAGGGUCGGAAAAACGAGCCGGAUACGAGACGGUACUGGAGCAUAUUCCUCGCGGGCUUGGCGAGAUGUCUGGUACGGGAAAGCCUGAACAUGUCCGGUCACAAACCGUAUGAGCGGCAGGAGCGCUUCCGGGUCUUUGUUCCCAUCGCGCGCGAGCGUCUCAGCUGGCUGGAGUGUAUCAAGGAUCCUGUUACUUUCGGAGGAGCGAUGGCUUUGAAGGAGCCCGCCACGUUCCACAACGGCUCUCCCUCGGAUCGAGAGGCGUACAUCGUCAGGAACAUGCUGGCGAUAUGCAGCUACGUGCUCACGGACUUGUGUAUGGCGGAGUCUUCGGCGGAGCAGGCGAUUUGUAUGUUCAUUGAGACGCAUCGUCCAAAAAAUUAGUACCGUAGAAGAUCAUACUCAUUGUCCAAUGCCUGAAGAACAUCAACCUGAGAGAGAAGUGGGAAUACACGAAGCCAUAGAUUGAUCGCAACACCCCAGCGUAGAUUACUUG
This is a messenger RNA of Schizophyllum commune H4-8, 1045 nucleotides long. RefSeq lists its product as uncharacterized. The transcript is spliced from 3 exons. The record is from RefSeq and is a predicted model, not a curated record. Bases 1 to 933 code for a protein of 310 amino acids. Lineage: Eukaryota; Fungi; Basidiomycota; Agaricomycetes; Agaricales; Schizophyllaceae.